Molecule: messenger RNA, 1287 nt
Organism: Clonostachys rhizophaga
Lineage: Eukaryota; Fungi; Ascomycota; Sordariomycetes; Hypocreales; Bionectriaceae
Source: the annotation of a GenBank genome assembly
AUGGCUAUGGCCAAUAUAGCCGGCUCCGCGGCCACCGUCAGAGUCUCCGGGCCCCCCAACAGCAGCUUUCUUGUUGGGUAUCCUGGCAUCUCGGCGACCUUGCCGCGCAUCGAAGGGAAAGUCGAGAUCCGACCUGGUGUCGGCUUUUCUAUGCCAGUUCCCGUUUCAUUAGUUCGAAUAUGCCUACAACGCCGCGAAACCAUCCACCCCGACGCCGACAACCUAGCCAAGCGUCACCUUGGCGCGCCGAGGAGAGAGGCCGCAGAUGUGGUGGGGAAAGAGGUGCUGCUCUUCCGAUGCGCCUCCGGCAAGGAGGCUGAGAGCGUCAUUGCGAUGGACCUGCCCUUCGUAUUAUUUAUUCCCUUUGGGCGGGGCGGCGAGGAGACCAACCGCCGAAUCCCACCCGCUUCACUUCAACUCCCAAAUCGAAUCGCCGAGACCUACUACGAGCUGGUGGUUACCGUCCAACAGGGCCACAGCAAUCAAUACAAAUACACCUUCCCGAUGCCCCUCCAACGAUACGAUACCCUCUCCACAUUUGGCAUGUACAAUAAACCCGAGACGAAGCUGAUAACGGCCGACAAUAUCGUCCAUCUUGGUAUUAAUCUUCCAAAAUGGAGUUACGGGCCAAAUGACCCCAUUACUGUAUACAUCAAAGUGUCCCCGAAUCCAGACUGGUUAAGUAAGGCAAAAAGGGUCACUAUCGAUUCAAUCACUCUAUUGAUUGAAGAGGAGAUAACCUACAACCCCGAGGGCGACGAGCCGACGAAGAAGGUCAACAAGAUUUCGAAACAAGUCCAAAAGGUCAAGACCAAGCUCCCAGAAGCUGGGUAUGCGACAAACAUGGGGCUUUGCUUCCCCUCCAAAGAUCUCCGAGACCCGGACGGCAUCGUCAAGCGAGGCAGGCCGGCUUUCCCCAUGUAUGAAGUGACUUCUUUCACUACCACAUCAACGUUGUACAAAAUCGAAUUUUACAUAAAUAUUAAGGUGGGAGAGGCUUGUAUCCCUGAUCGGUUCCAGGAAGUUUUUGUUGACAUCAGACAGGUCCAACUCAGUGGUGCCCGCGACGUAAGCUUGCGACAGCCUAUUGUAAUAUGUCCACUCGACAAGCAGGGCUGCAAGGAAGAGAUGGACGCAAUCGAACAAUCCGCCAAGGAUGCGUCUCACGUUGACCCCAACAACCCAAUGCUUCCCGCACACUCCAUCAUUCUAGCUAGCGAUCGUGACUCAUUACGAGCGCUGGGGUUGUGCAUGGUUGGAGGUCAGAAAAAGCCGCUUAUUGAGUGA